UGAAGCCUAACAGUAGCAGAAAGUGUUGUCCUUGAACUUGAUAGCACAAUCAUCGUGAUCGGGGUGAGAACACGACCCAUUCCGAAUCCGCACAUCCAUACGCAAGCUUCUCGUAUAGAGAUCGAUCAAUCAUAUUCAUAUUCGAAGGCGCCACGACAACAGCAACAACAAUCUUUCUCGUUUUUUCAUUGUGAAAAGAGACUAUGGAGCGAAUUGCCAGAAUUUCCGCCCACCUCCACCCUUCGAAUCUCGAUGAACAGAUGGAGGAUGCUUCUUCGUCUUGGUCUUUGAGGCGUGACAAUUGCCGUGCCAAAGGUGGGGCACCCGGUUUCAAAGUCGCGAUUUUGGGUGCUGCAGGAGGCAUAGGACAGCCUCUAUCAAUGUUGAUGAAGAUGAAUCCACUGGUUUCCGUUCUCCACCUCUAUGAUGUCGUCAAUACCCCUGGCGUCACUGCUGAUAUCAGUCACAUGGACACUGGUGCUGUUGUUCGAGGAUUUUUAGGGCAGAAGCAGCUUGAGGAUGCCCUUAUUGGAAUGGACUUGGUAAUCAUUCCAGCUGGUGUUCCUCGCAAACCUGGAAUGACAAGAGAUGAUCUCUUUAAUAUAAAUGCUGGAAUUGUCAAAACACUUUGUGAAGGAAUUGCAAAGUGCUGUCCAAAAGCGAUUGUCAACGUGAUAAGCAAUCCGGUUAACUCCACGGUCCCCAUCGCAGCUGAAGUUUUCAAAAGAGCCGGUACUUAUGAUCCCAAGAGACUUUUGGGAGUGACAAUGCUUGAUGUUGUUAGAGCCAAUACGUUUGUGGCUGAAGUUAUGGGCAUUGAUCCAAGGGAUGUGGAUGUCCCUGUUGUUGGGGGACAUGCAGGAAUCACAAUUUUACCCCUUCUUUCUCAGGUUAAACCUCCUUGCUCUUUCACCCAAAGAGAAAUUGAGUACUUGACUGAUCGCAUACAAAAUGGUGGGACUGAAGUUGUUGAGGCCAAAGCUGGAGCUGGCUCUGCAACACUGUCAAUGGCAUAUGCUGCUGUUAAAUUUGCAGAUGCAUGCCUUCGUGCCCUAAGAGGAGAUGCUGGCGUCGUUCAAUGUGCAUAUGUUGAUUCACAGGUGACUGAACUUCCAUUCUUUGCAUCGAAAGUACGACUUGGCCGUAGUGGGGCAGAGGAAAUUCUUCCUCUUGGUCCACUGAAUGAUUAUGAGAGGGAAGGUUUGGAAAAGGCCAAGAAAGAGUUAGCAGCAAGCGUGGAGAAGGGCAUUUCUUUCGUCAGAAAAUGAGAUGAUGAGGAUAAUCAGUACUCAAAAUAAGCGGUGAGAUUGUGCCGUGUCCGUUGUGAGAUCACAGUUUUUGAAUUAGCUAUGUGAUAUAAUGGAGAUCAAUUUAGAAAUAUGUAAUAAAUGAAUAGUAUUCUAUUUCUAUGUAUCAUCAAACAGCAAACGUGUAAUAGAAACGGAAACCAGUUAUUAUUCUCAUUA
Gastrolobium bilobum is the source of this 1466-nucleotide messenger RNA. Its product is annotated as malate dehydrogenase, glyoxysomal. Gene Ontology annotation, molecular function: L-malate dehydrogenase (NAD+) activity. Lineage: Eukaryota; Viridiplantae; Streptophyta; Magnoliopsida; Fabales; Fabaceae. Gene Ontology annotation, cellular component: chloroplast; cytoplasm. The transcript is spliced from 9 exons. Bases 204 to 1268 code for a protein of 354 amino acids. Gene Ontology annotation, biological process: malate metabolic process; tricarboxylic acid cycle. The record is from RefSeq and is a predicted model, not a curated record.